This is a messenger RNA of Oncorhynchus kisutch (coho salmon), 817 nucleotides long. RefSeq lists its product as uncharacterized. NCBI's taxonomy places the organism in Eukaryota, Metazoa, Chordata, Actinopteri, Salmoniformes, Salmonidae. The transcript has 6 exons. Gene Ontology annotation, biological process: regulation of telomere maintenance via telomere lengthening; telomere capping. Gene Ontology annotation, cellular component: shelterin complex. Gene Ontology annotation, molecular function: telomeric repeat DNA binding. The record is from RefSeq and is a predicted model, not a curated record. The coding region runs from base 188 to 817 and encodes 209 amino acids.
CUUGGAGAGCUUGUUCUUUUCUAUGACUUCUAUUUUGGAAAAGGUACAGGCGGAACGAAAAUUGAGUCCAGUCUUGGGUACCGGAAGUUUUGGGGAAGUAGAUCGAUGUUACUUCACUCGUUGGGGAGCAGUCAAAUAAUUUUGUUCUCAAAUUAUUCUGCGCUUUUACAUACGUAUAUUUAUAGCCAUGGAUGCAUGUGGACUAUCUAAAGACGUCAAUGAUCCAGUUCUCAGUCUUUCUUCUCUGCACCUCCUGGUUCCACCCUUGAGGCUCCUGUCUGCUGCCAUGUGGCAGGUGGCUCAGCAAAGAGAUGUGAGGCACUAUGAGAAGUUGGAGGAGUUUGUGACUCUGGUGACAGAGGCCAUUCCAGAGCUGCUGAGCCACAGACAUAGAGCUCAGCUCAUUCUAGGUCUGAGAGCACGGUUGGUUCUGGAGCUGUGCCGAGGCCCUGCCGACCCUCAAACCAUCCAACCUUACCUGGACAGCAUGCCCACUGUUACUCCAGGAUGCACAGGAUACAGAGACGCAGAGGUGGAAGCAUCUGAAUCAAAUUUUGUGGUGCUUGUCCAAUCACUGCUGAAGGACCCAGUCGAGAGGGAGUGCUUCUUUCAGGAGGUGUUCCCGGAACAAUAUGGCCGACAUUAUGACACAGCGGUGCAGACGUUAACAUGGGAGUUCCUCUCCAGACUGGAACAACUGUUUCCAGUACCAGAUCUCAAGCAGACCGCGACAUGGCUCAGCUCUGCCCCUUCAGUCCUGGAGGAGUGUAAUGCAGUCUACCCCAGAAAAUCUGAACCUCAUUCUCCAGCACCAUAA